UAUUGACGGCGAUGUCUUCGGUCUCUCCUGUCAAGUCAAGUAAGAGAGAUACAAGAGAUCUAGAAAUAGUGUGAUUAUUCGCAUCAAUUUCUCAUCUUUCUCAAAAGGGUUUUCUUAAUUUGUAUGCUCAAGUUAGUGAGACUAUGGGUAACUGUCUAACCAUAUCGGAGAGGGAAGAUGAGAACGCCAAUAACAAUGGAGAAUCGCCGGCGACGGCGGCAGGGAAGACGACGAUUAAGGGUUCAGUUGUGGUGGUGAAGAAGAGCAUUCUUGAUUUUCACGAUGUUGGUGCUUCCAUUCUAGACAGAAUCUAUGAACUGUUUGGAAAAAAAGUCUCUCUUCAGCUCAUCACAAUUUCUGAUCAUCCAGAAAAUGGGUUGAAAGGGAAAGUGGGGAAGCCUGCUAUACUAGAAAACUGGGUGACAAGCUAUAUAACCACAGUAUCAACGACAACAAACCGUGAAUUUAAUGUUAACUUCGAUUGGGAAGAAAACAUCGGAAUACCAGGUGCUCUUAUCAUAAAGAACAAUCACCAUAGCCAAUUUUUUCUUAAAUCCAUCACUUUACUCGAUGUCCCCGGCCAUAAUGGCGUCCCCAUUCAUUUCAUUUGUAAUUCUUGGGUUUAUCCUGCCCGUCGUUACAAACAUGAUCGCAUCUUCUUCGCCAAUAAGGCAUGUCUACCGAAAGAUACACCGCCUGCGCUAAAACAAUACAGAGAGCAAGAACUGGUUAAUCUUCGUGGUGAUGGGAAAGGUAAACUUCAGGAAUGGGAUAGAGUUUACGAUUAUGCAUACUAUAAUGAUUUAGGAAUCCCCGGAAAAUCUGGUAGUGGUGUUCGGCAAAUUCUCGGGGGAUCUCAAGAGUUCCCAUAUCCACGUCGAGUAAGAACAGGCAGAAAGCCAACUAAAGCCGAUCCUAAUACUGAAAGCAGAUUGCCAAUGUUAAGUUUGAGCAUUUACAUUCCAAGUGAUGAACGUUUCAGCAAUAUCAAAAUGUCAGAUUUCCUUGCAUACGCAGCUAAAUCGAUUGCUCAAGUUACUCGUCAAGAAAUUAAGGCUGUAUUUGACAAGACUAUUAACGAGUUCGACAGUUUUAACGACAUCUUAGAUAUCUACAGUAAAAAAGAUCAUGAUCCAAAGAGUCUUUCCAAGGUUUCAAAUAAACAAAUCCAGAUCUGUCAAAUUUUGAAAGAGCUUAAACGAUCAGACGGCGAACAUUUCUCCACUUUCCCAUGGCCAGACGUCGUCAAAGGCGAGGAUAAGUCUGCUUGGAGGACUGAUGAAGAAUUUGGAAGAGAAAUGCUUGCAGGAGUAAACCCUGUCUGCAUCCGUCGCCUCCUGGAGUUUCCGCCAGUCAGCAAUCUUGAUCCUGAAGUUUAUGGCAAUCAAAACAGUUCAAUGUCUAGAAACGAAAUAGAGAGUAGAAUGAAAGGGCUCACCAUUGAUGAAGCAAUUGCAGAGAACAAGCUAUUCAUAUUGGAUCAUCACGAUGCUUUAAUGCCGUACUUGAAAAGGAUAAACGAUAAUACAACUACCAAAACAUACGCAAGCAGAACGCUCUUACUGCUACAAGACGACGACACUUUGAUUCCUCUGGCAAUCGAGUUGAGCUUACCUAAUCCUGAAGGCGAAAAGAAGGGAGCCAUAAGCCGAGUCUACACUCCUCCUAAGGAUGGUGAUGACCAAAUCAAAGACUCCAUUUGGCAACUUGCUAAAGCUUAUGCUGCUGUUAAUGAUUCUGGUUAUCAUCAGCUCAUCAGCCACUGGUUGAAUACCCAUGCAGUGAUCGAGCCAUUUGUAAUAGCAACGAAUCGACAAUUGAGCAUAUUGCACCCGAUCUACCAACUUCUUCAACCUCAUUACAAGGAUACAGUGCAGAUAAACGCUCUAGCUAGACAUAUUCUUAUAAGCGCGAAUGGAGUUCUGGAACUGACGGUUUUUCCAGGAAAGUAUUCGAUGGAAAUGUCAGCUGUAAUUUACAAGAACUGGAAUCUUAUGGAACAGGGUCUUCCUGCGGAUCUUAUCAAAAGGGGAAUGGCUGUUCAAGACUCCGAUACAGGCCUCCUCCAACUUCUGAUCAAGGAUUACCCGUAUGCUGUCGACGGGCUAGAAAUCUGGUUCGCAAUUGAAGAGUAUGUAAAAGCGUAUUGCGAGUUUUACUAUCCAUCCGACGAAUUGGUCGAAAGUGACGCGGAAAUCCAGUCGUGGUGGGAGGAGCUUCGAACAGAAGGUCAUGGCGAUUUGAAAGACAAGAGUUGGUGGACGAAGAUGAACACUAGAAAGGAACUCGUUGAUGUUUGCACAAUCGUGAUAUGGGUAGCGACGGCUCUUCAUGCGGCUGUGAAUUUCGGGCAGUACCCUUAUGCCGGAUACCUGCCCAACCGCCCCACUGUCAGCCGUAAGUUCAUGCCCGAGCCUGGAACCGAGGAAUACAAGGAGCUGGAGGAAAACCCGGAUGUAGCCUUUCUGAAGACGAUAACAGCUCAGUUUCAAACGUUACUUGGCGUUUCUUUGAUCGAGAUGUUGUCGCGACAUUCUUCGGACGAGGUCUACCUCGGACAAAGAGACGUUAGUGGUUGGACAGAAAACAGCCAUCCCUUGGAAGCGUUCCAGAUAUUUGGAGAGAAAUUAAUUGAAAUUGAAAAGAGAAUUGAUGAACGAAACAAUGAUCCUCAAUUCAAGAACAGGAAUGGGCCUGUGAUGGUUCCUUACACUUUGUUGUAUCCAGCUUUAUCGGAUCCGAGCAAAGCGAAAGGACUCACGGGGAUUGGUGUUCCGAAUAGUGUAUCGAUCUAGAUUAUGAUAUUGAAGACAUUUAUUUGUCUUUGAUUAAUUAUGAUGAGUGUUUUUAUUUAUGUCUUGUACGUGUAGAUUUAAUAAAUGAGGAAUGAUUCAUUUUUAUCUUAUAAUAAUGUAUAAUUGAGCUUCUACU
Molecule: messenger RNA, 2931 nt
Organism: Impatiens glandulifera
Lineage: Eukaryota; Viridiplantae; Streptophyta; Magnoliopsida; Ericales; Balsaminaceae
Product: probable linoleate 9S-lipoxygenase 5
Exons: 8
Coding region: 144-2795 (883 amino acids)
Biological process (GO): lipid oxidation
Molecular function (GO): metal ion binding; oxidoreductase activity, acting on single donors with incorporation of molecular oxygen, incorporation of two atoms of oxygen; protein binding
Source: RefSeq, a predicted model, not a curated record